Procambarus clarkii (red swamp crayfish) is the source of this 1230-nucleotide messenger RNA. Lineage: Eukaryota; Metazoa; Arthropoda; Malacostraca; Decapoda; Cambaridae. The record is from RefSeq and is a predicted model, not a curated record.
AUGGCACCACCACCAGCCUUGUUUGUCCUGUUGAUGUGGUCUGGGCUUGCCGCCGCCCAGGUCAGGUUCGAGGACCAGGGGAAGAUCACCUCUGCCAUCAACAGUGUCAAGUCGAUCCCACAACACAACCCAUUACAAGGUCACCUGAAGCCCUCGACAUUCACAAAGCCGGAACAAACCAGAUUUGCUCCCGACGGGCUGGAGAGUCUGGACUCACUGGGAGUGUUGACAGACAAGGAGUGUCAGCAGUGUUCCAUCACUGACCGAGAACUAGCUCUCAGGUGCUGUCAGUCCAGGCGCACCUGCUGCUCUUCCAUCCUGUCACCUGAACCGGGAGUUCAGACAGGUCAAAUUCCACCAGAGGCCUUCCCAGGACCUUCCCGGUUGUCAGGGCCUCUCCCGCGCCAAACUCCGGAUCAUGCUGGUCCCCCGGGGUUGAUCGGAUCGCUGGGGGAGAAGGUUGGGGCCUGUCCGGUAGUAACUCGGAGGGUUCCCACAGGCUUCAGCAGGUUCGCGGACGAUGCUUGCGUGGCGGAGUGCAGCGGUGACUUCCACUGCCCAGACCUGCUGAAGUGUUGUCCCGUCGGCUGCUCCACCGUCUGCCUCACCCCACAAGGAGCGAUUCAUCCGACAACAAAGCCCGGGUCGUGUCCAAAACAAAGCUCGCUUGGCUUCCCAGGUCACCGCUUGGGAGUACUUGGGCUGUCUUCGGCCUCAAAAAACCCAGCGGCCAUCUCCCCAGAGACGCUGGCACGUAUCCUGGAGCAACAAGAUGAGAAAGAACGCCGUCUAAACCGAAAGGAACGUCGCGGGGAACGCAGGAGGCGUAGGUCACUUCCAGAGGAGGAACAAAAUGUCAAUUUUCUGAAGCAGAGUCAUAGUCGGGUAACGCGCUCAUUCCACCGCCCCGAACAAGACGACCAUCGAGAGAGACAACGAAACCGCUGGGAGCGGAAUCGCGGACGCAUACAGCGAUCAACCGAAGUCGACCAUCAGGAUGACCGGUUAGGCCACGCUCAGCUAGACGGCAUCCGAUCAGAUGAGAACGAUGAGGGUGAAGCAACAAUCAUCAGACGCGUUGCUCGCCAGGCAGGGCCUCACCAACCAGGUUUCUUAGUUGAUCCAUCAUGUCAGGACGAGUGCUUCACUGACUUUGAUUGUCCUGCUAAUCUGAAGUGCUGUUUCCAGGGCAAAAACUGUCGCCUGUGUUUUAGUCCCACAUUCAUUUAA